GUUAAAAUGAUCCAUAAGAGAUCGAUAAGCGAGAGGUGACAGCCGAGUCGAACCGAGCCGAACCGAGGCCGUCAUGUCCGGACAGAGGGCUGGGAAAUCCCUGAUCAUUACUGACGAUGAGGAGGAGGAGGUCCAGGAUGGGCUGAACCCGUUCUCCUUCAAAGAGUUUCUGCGCUGGAAGAACCAGGACCAGGACCAGAACCAGAACCAGGACCAGAACCAGGACCAGGACCAGAACCAGGACCAGGACCAGAACCAGAACCAGGACCAGAACCAGAACCAGGACCAGGACCAGGACCAGAACCAGGACCAGGACCAGGACCAGGACCAGGACCAGAACCAGAACCAGGACCAGAACCAGGACCAGAAACACAGAAAGGAGGAGGCUUUGGGGUGGAGCUUCCAGCCGUUAGUGGACAGCGGCUCCUCCCUCUACGCUAACGAGGAGGAAGAGGAUGCAGAUGAAGACCAUAGAAGAGGGGAGACAAGGUUCUCCUCCAACCCAGAAGGAGACGAGAUGCCCCUCAGCCAAUCAGACGCCGGCAGGGGGCAGAGCCUGAUCCAACAGAUGAGGGAGGAGAACUUGGCGCUGAGGAAGAGCGUCAGGGAGCUGCAGAGGAGAGCCGACCUCCAUCAGUCCAGGGCGAAGCGGCUCUCUGAGGAGCUGCAGCAGAGGAGGCACCAGGAGGAGCAGGAGGUGCAGGACCUGGAGAGCAUGGUGCAGUCAGUGGAGCAGAACCUGCAGCUGAUGAAGAGGCGAGCAGUGAAGGCUGAAAGCAGCGUUUCCAGACUGAGGGUGGAGCUUCAGCAGCUGCAGGUGGAGGCAGAUGCUCUGCGAUCAGAAAACAACCGGCUGAAGGCUGCUGAAUCUGAGGUCGUCAUGACGAUGAGACAAAAUGCUCAGGUGGCGGCUGAGUACCUGAGCAAAUCAGCAAGCCACGCCCACUCCUCCGUCAGGCAGCUGCUGGAGGAAGCAGAGACUCUCCGUUUGGUUUCUCAGCUGCUGCAAUCCAUCGAUAAGAUCUCCAGUGUUCAGCCUGAGCACCUGCAGGACACCUGAGGGGGUAGUUGCCAUGGAAACCAUAGACUUGACACCCUAAGGUUUUACUUUAGGAGGAGAAGAAAGAUGGAGGAGGUUCAGCUUCAGAUCUGUCCAUCUGGAGUCCAAGAUUUUCUGUUAUUGCUUUGAUUUCUGUGAGAUGAUGAUGAUCAUGAUGAAAGUGAUGAUGAAGAUCUGGAGGUUUCAACACUGAGCUCUCCUCCCCCCUCCAGGUUCUGAGUAAGAUGACCAGACAUGAAAAAACGAUUGAUUUAUUGCAUUUUUAAUUCCAACGGUUUGGUUUGAACUCUGACCUCUGCUAAAGUUUUGGCCUUGACUUUGAUGUAAACCUGCAGGAUCAAUAACUCUUCCUUCUGAUCUUUAAUACAUAAAAACCUGAACCAAUCUCAGUAAAGUGGAGAAAUGCUGAUUUGUUCCCGAAAAUAAAAUCUAGACCCAACCAACCAGGAACUGAUCCUCAGCCAAUCAGGACGCUCCAUGUCCUCAGCCAAUCAGGACACUCCAUGUCCUCAGCCAAUCAGGACGCUCCAUGUCCUCAGCCAAUCAGGACGCUCCAUGUCCUCAGCCAAUCAGGACACUCCAUGUCCUCAGAACAAAGACAUUUGAAAACAAAAGUCUGUGCUGUCCAUGUUGGUGAAAAACAGCGCCACCCUCCACGAGAGCAAAGACGAUGUGGACCGGACUGGAGAACUGGUUCAUCAGAUUAACCUGGUUCAAAUUAAACCAGUUCAGAUUAACCUGGCUCAAAUUAAACCAGUUCAGAUUAACCUGGCUCAAAUUAAACCAGUUCAGAUUAACCUGGCUGGUAACUGAAAUGCCUGGAAGCAGAAAAUAAUUACAAUUAUCAAAAAUAAAAACAUGAAUCUGUAAGACAUGUUUCACUGAAAGAGUUACUGAUCUACAGCAGAUCUAUCACCGAUCUAUAACUGAUCAAUAACGCGUUGCUGCGUUAGCUGCUCUGCUCUCCAGAGCUCCAGGAAGUCCUGAUCAUUCCUGCAGCUUCUCUUCAUCCUGAACUCAUUUGGUUUUAAAUGGUUUUGAAUGGAGCCUCCAGCCGACUGCAGCUGUUCGUCCUCCGUUGCUGUUAGUGGAUGUCGCCUGUGCGUCACAUUCACAGGCGUACCAGAAACACAACAGAAAGGUUCCGGCUCCAGACUUUAGUUUGUAAAAACAAACUCUGUUCAUAUUUCUUAAAAUCUAUGGAACUGAUUUGUGAUAAAUUAGUUCUGAUCCUACUUUGGUGAGUAGACCCGGUUCUGUCUGAAUUCAGUUCUUUCAGUCGUCUCAAAACUCAAUAGGAAAAAACACAUUAACAAUAAAAAUCAGACUGCAGUUUGUUAUUUUAUUACUUUGGCUGAAUUUUGAUAAACUGCCAUAAAUCAAAAGUGCUGCAUUGCUUUGAUAGACUUAAGCUUUGUCUUUUUGUUACGGUAACAAAUAUCUGAUUAUAUUUCUCUCUCCAACUCUCCAGUAAAUGAGAAGAGCUUGAAACGGGAGCAGCUCAGUGUGAGGAAAAACAGAAAUGUCUGCUUUGAUUUCUAACCACAUAGAGCCUCUAAAACCACACACACAAAACAUCUGGAUAUUUUUCUAUAAAAACUCUGCAGCUCUGAGCGUUAAGUUGAACUUAUGAUUCUUCCCAGAUCCUCAUUAUUUCUGCCGACUGAUAGAUUCUCAGCCAUUCAGGACGGAAAAACAUUUAAAGCAACUUAUUUAUAACGUAAUAAUACAUAACUUGCAUGGAAUCAAUAUUUAUGAGGAAUUUUAUCAAGUGAAGUCACGCAUUAAAACUUUCUAUUUAUAGCCUUAAAUUUUCAUGAAGGUGCAGCAGAGAUUAUAUCAGUGCCACUGAACCAGGAUUAUAUCUUAACAUUUAAACUCUACAGUUUGUUUCUCAUUUCUGAUGAGGAAUCAGAUCAUUUAAACACAUAAACAUAUAACAACAUGACCAAAACAAUUAUUUGUCCAUAAGAUGGUCAGAGGACCGGUGGAAACACUGCAGACAUGAAUAAAUCACAGGGAGAAACAUUAAUGAAUAGAAGAGUUUAGUGUAACCCACAAGUUACUUUAAAUACACUGAAUAAUAGCAAAAGGCAGGAAAUUUAAUUUACUUCUCUGACCAGCAACAAUGCUAUGAAAGUUGGGCCGGAUCCUGAAUCGGGAGCCGAGGUGUGAAUAACAACACAAAGUGUCAACAAGGAAGAGUCAAAUUUCAUCAUAAAACAAUUGAGGAUCCACAUGUACAAUUGCAACAAAAUAGCGCACGGUUUUUUAAAACAGAAAAUAAAAUAAACAACAGUCUGUUCCAG
This is a messenger RNA of Poeciliopsis prolifica (blackstripe livebearer), 3369 nucleotides long. RefSeq names its product endosome associated trafficking regulator 1 (gene entr1). Gene Ontology annotation, biological process: positive regulation of cilium assembly; regulation of cytokinesis; positive regulation of protein localization to cilium. The coding region runs from base 74 to 1060 and encodes 328 amino acids. The transcript is spliced from 9 exons. The record is from RefSeq and is a predicted model, not a curated record. Lineage: Eukaryota; Metazoa; Chordata; Actinopteri; Cyprinodontiformes; Poeciliidae. Gene Ontology annotation, cellular component: centrosome; early endosome; ciliary basal body.